Messenger RNA from Parathielavia appendiculata, 1050 nucleotides. RefSeq lists its product as uncharacterized. Gene Ontology annotation, biological process: regulation of transcription by RNA polymerase II. Gene Ontology annotation, molecular function: RNA polymerase II cis-regulatory region sequence-specific DNA binding; DNA-binding transcription factor activity, RNA polymerase II-specific. NCBI's taxonomy places the organism in Eukaryota, Fungi, Ascomycota, Sordariomycetes, Sordariales, Chaetomiaceae. The record is from RefSeq and is a predicted model, not a curated record. Bases 135 to 785 code for a protein of 216 amino acids. The transcript has 2 exons.
AACCGACUCACCUUUGACGUCCUCUAAUCUGAAGCCCGAUCUCACUCUGACCAUUCAGAACAAGCCUUGUGACACAAGCUUCUCGCUGGGACACUAAAGCAGCCACGGUCGAACCACCCGCACCGACGCUUACAAUGGCAAAGGGUCUUGACCCCAGGGAACGGAAUCGGGUCGCCGCCAAGAAAUGUCGCGAGAAAAAGAAGGUGGAGCACGCGGUCCUGCAAGAGAAAUGCGCGAGGCUCCAGGCGGAGAAUAAGAAACUGACGGAUGAUGUGGUGAAGCUGGCAAAUCAGGUGAUCGCGAUACAGAACGAGUUGAGGGAGCACACUAACUGCCCCGGCGGCGCCAAAGUUCGGCGGUAUUUUGAUACCGUGACGGACGAUUUCCUCGCAGAGAAGGAAAAAAAGAAGGCCCUGCAGGCGAGCAAUGAGGCGACGUUGGGCCAGCAGGUGACCAUGGCCUACUGCCCGGCGCCAGCGAGUGUUUCGGCGGGCUCUCCAAUGGGUCAAACCGUCGGCAACGAUGGGUCGGCAUACCCGCCUCUUCCAAACGGGCAGUCCACUGGGACGGUGCAGCAGCAGCAGCAGGUAGCCAACAACGCCUUUGUGCAAGCAUCGACGUAUCCUCCGCCGCCUCCCAUCGAGAACUUCAUAAACCCCGCCCUGAUAGCAGGGGGGCUAGGUAUGGGUUAUAACCCCAUGCCCGCCAACCAACAGUGGACUGAUUCGGACUUUUCGAUGAUCGGCGUUGGGGACACUGGUGCCAGACCUUCGGUGUUUGGCUGAGAUUGGAUUGCCGCUCAUGGAUCGGUCGAGACCGGACAUGUUGGUCUUCUUCUUUACGGCGCUUGGGAUCCGGAUAUGGUUUGGUAUUUUGGCGUCGGUGUCUGGGUAUAGAUUGGUCCGACUGUCUUCGGCGGAUCGUGCCUUCGGGCGGAUCGUGCUGUACAUCUCGGCCGGCGGUGGGUUGAAAGGAACGAUAAAACUGGAUGGGAAUAUUUGCUUGCUGGGUCAGGUUACCUUUCCUCUACUGUAAACCCUAAUGUUCGAC